AUUUUGAUAUUAAUUAGAUCUAGAUUAUAUAUUUUUACUGUGUAGAAGAAUGGAAGAUGAUGACGAGGAAGUUAUUUUUGAGAACUCCGUUCUACACAAAGCACUGAUAGAAAAUGGAUACACGGAUUUUGAAACUGUUCCCAGAUCUUCCAACACGAGCGAUCAGUCAAAAGGGGAGGAUGACAAGUUUAUUAAUAGCCAGCCUGGAUGUGAAAGAAAAUCUUACACUUAUAAGGUGGACUGGAUGAGUCGUUUGUUGCUCCCACCCAGUCUAUUGAAUGAGCUGCAUGAGAAACAUCAGCAUCAAACUUUGAGGGGCCUUAUAUCAUCAAAUUUGCUAUCAGAAGAGGACAAAUCAUUUCUAGAAUAUUUUAUUGACGAUGCACCGACGGAGCAAGUGAAGAACAGAUUUUGGAUUGUCCCUAUUCUUGUCCUGCUUCUUGUCACUCUAGCAGUUGUCAAUGCAAUGAGGUUUUCAGGAGUGAUCUCCCAUUGGUUGAUUAUGUUAUGCAAGGGCUUUCCCUCCCUGAUGUUUAUCUUCCCUUAUAGGGAGCUACUGUCCACUCUAUUGGCGCACUUACUUUGCCUGUUUGUUUUUGCCUUAGCAUUGGCCUAUCUCAGAUCCAGAGCUUACAAAAAGGUGUUAGCUGAGUUGGAGGAUAAGGUCAAGUGUGUAGCAGAUUUACAACAAGAGGCCUGGGAGUUGAUGCACCUGGAGAAAAAAUGUUUGCGUCUGGUCAAAGAAUCAGAACUGGUGGCUAGAGGAUUUACUUUCGCCACCCAACUUUACGCCACUUCUGGCCGCAGGCUUGACCAGCUCAGCUGUCUGGAGCUCAGGCAAGCCUUACUGGAUGAAAACCUGGCCCUGAUGGCCAUCUUGAAAACCUGUGUUGGCAACAUGAUGACCAAUUUACCAAUGAUUUGUAAAGACUCAGACUAUAACACCUUGGACACGCUAGUUUCUGAUCUGGUUAACGACACCCGACAACACGAUGACCAGUGGAACAAGUUGUUGGGAGAUGGCUUACAGGCUGCUAUGUGCAGUCAAUCCAACAUGGGAGUUGUUUCCCCUGCUCAGCUUACAGCUUUAUACACCUAUGUUUCAUACCUGAGAAGUGAAAAUGGACUUGAUUAUGUAACAGAUAAUUCCAACUUUCUUAAUUUAUCAUUCACUGAAAGUCUGACUGACAGUGAACAUCAUUGUGUUUUUAACCUGUUUUUAAUCUUAGUGAAGUGUGUAGAUUUGGUUAAUGUUCAUAUUUCUGGAUUACUGAGGCGUCUAGUACUUUGUUUUUAUAGUCAAAAUUUUCAAGACAGAAGCAUCAACCCUUUCACGGCUUCUGCUGCUUGUGUUCUUGAAGCCAAAAAAGCCUUUCAGAAAGCAAGAUCAUCACUGACUCGGACACACAACUACUCGCGUGCCAUUCACAUAUCCAAGUCUGAGGAGUCCAGCCAACCUAAGAUGAACCCGGCCAACAAGACCCAGCUCAGCAACCUGCAUGGCUGCAUCAAGAGCCUUAACCUUCACGUGCAGAGCAUGCACACUCUGACAAAGAAUAUGUUGGAGGCUCUGGAAGAAAAGGUGGAUGAUGAGGCCCGCAGGAUUGAAGCUGGUGAAAAACUUGGCUCGACUCUGAACAUCAGCAUGGAGGAGAGAGAGAUGUGGGACGUCGACCUCAAGCUGAUGAGUGCUAGGUUGGACUUCUGCAACACUUGCCAUGAAGAGGCAGUGAAGAUCAUGCAUCAUAAGCAUGUCGUAGUUUCAGUGUUAGAUGAACCAGUAAGACCAAGUGCUUACAGAAAUGUCAUCAUCAACCAACCCUAUGCAAGGGCAGCUGAGGAUUACAUCAAUGUUGACCAAGUUUUGGUUGGUACAGGUGAUGGAGAUGACCCAUGGGAUAGUAGACCAAUCUACACUGCUGAAGAAAAGGUGCUGAGGAGAGAGACCAGGGACCAGAUGAGGAGAGACGGGCCGGUCAAGCUGCGUCCGUCCCUGACCCCAGUAGCUGGAGACAUCAGCUUGGUUGAUGAGGAGGAAACGUCUGAGAAAGUGAAAGUAAUGGUUUCCGUCAAGGCUUUGACUAAACACCGCCAUUCGGAUCAGCUCAUAUUCAAAAUGGAUACCUCUGGCAGUGAUCCUUCUUCCCACAGCAGCAAGUUUUCUGUAGGGGAUGAUUCAGGGUCACUCCCUUCAUCCACAGCUUCAAACCCUGAAGAGACUGCGAUUAGUUCGGCAAUGGAGAUCGUGGUUGAAAAACCCAGUGCAGCAGCAGCAGUCUCUAGCGCUGAUGAGAAAAAGUUGAGGGCCAAGCAGAAGAAACAGGCCAAGCUGUUGAAGUUUCAGGCUGGUGGGGUGAGUGACAUAGAGAGGCAGGACAGAAGCUAUUGGAGCCGCUGCCGCAGGAUGAUCAACGUAGACUCUACCAGCACCAGUACUGGGAGCACUGGCAGCUUCAGCCCACCCAAUGAGAGAACUGCUCCUGAUCUGGAUUUAUCUGCUGGAUUAUCUACUACCCUAACACUGAAUAGGCCAUCUGGGUUAUCACCACCCAGACAGCGGGACACAUUUAUGGGAAUCUUUGGGCCCCAGGUGCUGGCUACACCCUCACAAAUGGUGGGACCCCAAAGGCAGGAUACAUCUUCUGAAGCAGUGGGACCCCAGUCUCUGGAUGCAUACGCUAGACAAUUGGCAUGCCAAGCACUGGAUGAGUACAAUAAAUUCCUGGCAACAUGCAAGCCUGCUGCAUCAACUGAUGCAUUGGCAUCUGAUGUCAACUGCCCAUUGAAGAUUAACUCGGAUGAAGAAAGCUUCAGGCUACUUUACGAUGCUAAGGCAUCUGGCCAUAACUUUACUGCCAGCAGCAUGGAGGCCAGGAACUUGCAAGCACCUGGGGGAUUGCUGCAGAGAAGCCUGGCUCCACUGGCGCUGGGCGGUGCCAACUACCAACCUGAGGAAUAUGAUUCUGACAAUGGGGAGAAGAUCCCACGCAGUGAGGCAGUGCUGGACAAAGAUGGCAAGCCAGAGGUGUUUGGCCAGCAAGACGCUAAUGCCAGGGGUGUCGCAGCCAAUCGCACCCCUUCACCUGAUCGAGACUUUAAUAUCAGGGGUGUUCCUGCCAAUCCCACCCCUUCACCUGAUAGAGACUAUAAUAUCAGGGGUGCUCCGGCCAAUCCCACCCCUUCACCUGAUAGAGACUAUAAUAUCAGGGGUGUUCCUGCCAAUCCCACCCUUUCACCUGAUAGAGACUAUAAUACCAGGGGUGCUCAGGCCAACCCUAUUCCUUCGCCUGAACGCGUGUCCAGCUUCAACCAAAGCGUGGCCAUUUUGGCUGCCCAGAAGGCAAAAGCUUUCAUCGCAGCAGGGAUGGAGGAGGAACAGUUUGGGGAUGUUUCUUCAGAUUCCUCAUAAGCUGCCGACAUGGUACUCUUGGACCAUGUUCCAAGACAUUUUUAGGGCAGAGUGUACCUGGUGUAGAUGCUUGUAGCUAAGGGACUAAACUGAGAUGUGCAAUAAACUUCAGCUGUGAUGGCCUGGCUGUUAUACCAAUGUCUUUCAAAAAACUUCCUCAGUUUAACUUGGCUACAAAAUUUUAGGCCAGCGCACCUGUUUACAAAGAUUUUAAUUUUAUAUAUUUUUAAAAAUUUUAAUUGUAAAGGUGUAUUGUAAGUUAAAUAUCCUAAUGAAAACUCAUGGAGUGUUGUAAAGGAAACUUGAGUGGAGGAUUAAUGGCAGAACUGGAUUGAUUAAAGCAUGAAGUUUGAAUGUGAUAUGGUAAAAGAGAAAAGGAAAUGCUGUGUGGUUGAGUGUAGUAAAGUUGACUACAUGGAAAUGUUGUGCAACUGGGCAUAAUAGUGUUAAAAGACAAUGUGUAAUGUAGAAUGCCAGAGCUAGUCAGUAAUCUUUUGAAUGGAGUGAUAAUUAGGCUUAUUUUUAUGUGCUUUAAUCAUUUUGUUUUAAAUGUUAAAACAAAGUUUAAACAUUGUCAUAGCUUAGUUAGUUAGAAAAAUUUGAAAUGUAGAUAUGUUUAGACAAGUUUUUGGUUGUUUUGCUUAAAAAAUUUAAAUUAUGAAGCUAUGACAUUGUUAGAGUAAAAAGAAGAGGAAAUUUUUAGGGCUAGGAAGGUUUUAUUAGUUUUUUUUCUUCCUUGCUUGUAAAGAUGUUAGGUGGAAGUUUUAAACUUUGUUUUGAAAUAUUUUAAUUGUAAAGUCCUUAAUUGUAAUUUGUAAAAUUUUCAAUAACUUGUAGGAGCUUAAAUGAAUGUUGCUGAAGUGUUUGGUUAAUAUGUGAGUAAAAUGGUUUUAGAGAAUGGUUCAGUGUUAAUGCGUAAAAGUGUUAAUAACUGAGUGUUAAGUGGUUAAAAUGUAUGUUGGUUAAUGUCUGGUUGUGAAGUUGAGUUAAUGUUUGGGUGGUGAUUUGUAGGAGUAUUGAACAAGUUGUUGAAAUCUUUUUAAUAUUUUUAACUUUCUAUUGGUCAAGUAAAAAGUGUGGGUAUUUGAAUAAAAGCUUGGUUUAUGGAGUGUAUGAAUAAAUGGAUGGCAAUAGAAUGGUCUUCAGCAGCAUUAACAAUUCUACUUGGACAAAUUCAGUGUGGAUGAGGUUAAUGUUGAAUGGAAUGGGAGCACUUUGCUCUGUGUGAAACUUGAAUGGUAUCUGGUUGAAAUACAAGGUGAGAUGGAUAUUUGGAUGUUGUAUUGUAGCGGCUGCUGAUUAAAUGGUUUUUACUUGUUUGA
Molecule: messenger RNA, 4731 nt
Organism: Physella acuta
Lineage: Eukaryota; Metazoa; Mollusca; Gastropoda; Physidae
Biological process (GO): cell-cell adhesion
Cellular component (GO): plasma membrane
Source: RefSeq, a predicted model, not a curated record